Messenger RNA from Aureobasidium melanogenum CBS 110374, 1527 nucleotides. RefSeq names its product putative MFS sugar transporter. The transcript is spliced from 15 exons. Gene Ontology annotation, biological process: carbohydrate transport; transmembrane transport. Gene Ontology annotation, molecular function: carbohydrate:proton symporter activity. The record is from RefSeq and is a predicted model, not a curated record. Gene Ontology annotation, cellular component: membrane. Bases 1 to 1527 code for a protein of 508 amino acids. Lineage: Eukaryota; Fungi; Ascomycota; Dothideomycetes; Dothideales; Saccotheciaceae.
AUGCCUCGCCUAAAUCUCUUCAGACGCGGUAGGCCGCUGCAGAUAGCAAUCAUAAUUACCUGUCAGCUUGCUUUUAUUUUGUUUGGCUAUGAUCAAGGAGUCUUCUCCGGCAUUGUUGGAAAUGCAGAUUGGCGCAAGACAUUUGGCUACCCAGGAAGCGGACUCGAAGGCAUUAUUGUCUCGAUAUACAAUCUCGGUGCCUUCAGUGGAUGUAUUCUAGCCUUCUUUGGUGGAGAGAAAGCUGGUCGACGUCUGUCCAUGUGGAUAGCCAUGGGUUUCAUCAUUGUCGGUGCCAUCCUUCAGACGACCUCCUACAGCGUUCCACAGAUUCUUGUCGCUCGCUACGUUACUGGCAUCGGCACCGGUAUCGAGACUAGUACUGUUCCCAUGUAUCAAAGCGAGUUGGUCGAAGCACACAAACGUGGUCGUGUCGUCAGUUCUGAACCGCUCUUUGUCGGUGUUGGUAUCGUCAUCGCCUACUUCUUCGAUUACGGAAUCGCCUAUGCUGGAGGUCCUAUUGCAUGGCGUCUACCAAUCGCUUGUCAGAUCAUCUUUGCCUUUGUUGUCAUUUUCAUGGUCUUUGGAGUCCCCGAGUCGCCUAGAUAUCUAUACAAGGAAGGCCGCAAUGAAGAGACUUUACAAGUCCUAUGCGACGUGUACGAUGGCACGCCAGACGACCCAAAGAUUGCACGAGAACAGAAAGAUAUCCUUGAUGCGCUGGCAUUGGAACGCUUGCAUGGCGAGUACAAAUGGAGCCAGAUUUUCAAGCGAGACGAAGUACAGACCGGAAGACGCGUUCUUCUUGCCUAUGGCAUGCAGUUUAUGAACCAGAUCGGAGGUAUCAACUUGGUCGUCUACUAUGUUCCCUCUGCCCUGCAGUACAACGUCGGUCUGUCGCACAAUUUGGCUCUUCUCAUCGGUGGCUUUGUCCAAUGCUGCUUCUUCAUCGGAUCACUGGUUCCAACAUUCUUCCUCGACAGAAUGGGCCGAAGACGUCCCAUGAUGUGGGGAUCUUUUGGGCUUGCCAUCUCCAUGAUGCUCAUUGCUGUUCUGCUGAGUUUCUCACCUGCUCGUGGAUACUCACAACAACUAUAUCACGCCACUUCGAGCGCAAGUGUUACAUUCUUCUUCACCUAUAUGCUUCUAUUCGGGUCUUCAGCGAACUGUAUCCCAUGGGUGUAUGUCCCGGAGAUUCUGCCCCUCCACGCAAGAGCAAAGGGUACAGCAAUCGGCAUUUCUUCGAAUUGGCUCUGGAACUUCGUUGUGGUCAUGAUCACGCCGACUUUGAUCAAUAAUCUGCAGUGGAAAGCCUACUUGAUAUUCAUGUGCACAAAUCUGGCCUUCGUGCCUCUAGUCUACUUCUGCUACCCUGAAACUUCCAACCUGACUUUGGAGGAAGUUGAUUACCUCUUCAUCAGUCUGAGUGGAGACGUCGAACAGGGUACCAAGGAGAUGAUGCACGAAGAGAAGAGAGGCAGUGAAGGCGGAGCUGCGUUUGUGGAAGAUGUCAAUAAGGUCGAGAAGUAG